Molecule: messenger RNA, 1715 nt
Organism: Diospyros lotus (date-plum)
Lineage: Eukaryota; Viridiplantae; Streptophyta; Magnoliopsida; Ericales; Ebenaceae
Product: transcription factor bHLH87
Exons: 2
Coding region: 218-1255 (345 amino acids)
Biological process (GO): regulation of DNA-templated transcription
Molecular function (GO): DNA-binding transcription factor activity; protein dimerization activity
Source: RefSeq, a predicted model, not a curated record
UUGUCUCUACUUGGAUGUACAUAUAUAUAUAUACAUAUAUGAUGGACAAAGUUAAUUUAGUUGCCAAAACUGACGUUUGCAGUGGCUGUUUGUUUGUGUUGAUGAUCACAGAUUUCAUUAAAGAUGGCGGUUUUUGCUGGCACCAGCUAGUCCAGAAGGCGAUAUACAGCUGAGUCGACCGAUUCGUAUUGAAAACUAAGGCAUUAAGCAACAUUAGAUGGAUAGUGUUGGUUGGGAUGACAUUGAAGAGAACUUCAUGGCUGCCUCCAACUCCUCAAAUUGCCUCUCCAAUGGCGGCAUCUUCUACCCAAUCCAUCCCAAUUCAAGUUCCCAAAUGGUUCAGCAGCUGCCGCAGGCGACGGAGCUGGAGCCCCGAGAAGCCAUAAGGGUGGCUGCCGAAUUUUGCCCUUCUCCUCUGAUCAACAUCAACUCGUCACUGGAUGGCCUCAUGGCUGCUGGCCUUUGCUUGCCGGAAAAACUAACCAAAGCUUCAUCAUCAACAGGCUCUCUAGAGUCACUUGAUUGCUUGAUUUCGGCAACCAACAGCAACACAGACACCUCAGUGGAAGAUGAUGGGGUCUCCAUGAUUCUUUCAGAGCCCAAAAACUUGUGGAACUUUGGCUCCAUUACUAACAACAAUAAUAUUGGUGCCAAGAGAAGAAAUGCUGCUGAUCAUCCAAGUGAAUUCAAGUUUGGAGGUAACUGGUCUUACUUCGAUUGGAACAAUAUCGGUUUCCAGCUGAUUUCAGAGAACAAUCCACCGAAACCGAAGAAACCCAGAUCGGAGAAGCUGGGUCCGAGCUCGUCAAACAUCAGUUUCCAGCAGCCGAGUUCGUCGGUGUCGUCGGUGGAGGAGCCGGAUUCGGAAGCCAUUGCACAGAUGAAGGAGAUGAUCUACCGGGCGGCGGUUUUCCGGCCGGUGAACUUGGGGGCGGAGCUGAUGGAGAAGCCCAAGAGGAAGAACGUGAAGAUAUCAAGCGACCCACAGACGGUGGCUGCGAGGCUGAGGCGGGAGAGGAUCAGUGAGAGGAUUAGGGUUUUGCAGAGGCUGGUUCCCGGCGGGAGCAAGAUGGACACUGCAUCAAUGCUUGAUGAGGCUGCAAAUUAUCUCAAGUUCCUCAGGUCACAAGUCAAAGCCCUCGAAACCCUAGGCCAAGCUUCACCACCAUAUCCAUUAAACACCUUCCAGAUUCAGCCCCAUUUUCCACUUCUCCAAACAGCUCCUAACCCGAUUCACCACCCCGAGAAGUACUGACUCCAGGGUGGCCAUUUUUACAGAGUGAAAACUGUUACUUGCAUAUCGUAAUUUUGUUAGAAAAAGACAAAGACCUUCAAAUCCGACCGUACAAGUCUUUUUUUAACACCUAUAUAUAAUGUGUAAGUCUCAAUUUUCACUAGACGAGUACUAUGGCGACCCUAAAUUAAAACCCAUAAAGCAAAACCUCGCCCUUAUCCAAGAACAUUCAGCCACCCAAAACCCUAAAACUUGCAGUGCCAUGCCAUCAUAACCUCUAUCAUCAGGUCAUCAUCAAGAGCAGAAGACGAGCAUCACUAAUAGCAUAACAUGUUUUAAUCAUAGUUAACUUUGUGAUUGUAGCAGAAAUUAAUCAGUGGUGGCGGUAAUUAUGCCCCUAUGAUUAAUUGAGAUCAAGGGCUGGAAAAGCCAGUGUCGGUUCAUAACUUUUGUUUAACAAUACUUUUGAAUUAAUGUCAGU